AUGCACCGCCGAGUAGUCUGGAGGCUCUCGCGCCGCGUUGAUUUAUCCUCAUCCACCUCCCCAUCCUCGUUACGGACAUUUCAAUCAUCCGCAGUCCGAUCAAAUACUGAGAAUGGCGCCGGCGAUGGGAAUGGUGAUGGUGCAGUGUCAAGCUCACCAGCACCAGCGCCCAAGUUUGGAAACCGAUGGGGCGCCAGGCAGGCCUCCAAGCCAACAGGCCUAAGCCCAGCAGAGCAGGCCUUGCGCGACGCCAUCAUGGCCAAAAGCAAGCCGCCGCCCCCUCCAGAAGCCCCGAAAGGACCAACUCCUGAAAAGAGGAUACCCGGAACACAGUUCUACGUCAACAGUCAGGGCAAACAAGCCUUUUCCCGCUCCUCGAAUCAUCCCAUUGACCACCAGCAUAUGCACAACAGAGUCGCUCGGCACCUGAAGAACUCGGUCCGGCAAGGAACUGGACAACCUCGAACCAACCGUGAAUGGACUUGUCAUAGCUGCAACAAUCUUGUCUUUGCGCGGCACAAAACCUGCCCGUUCUGUCAGACACCGCGACAGGAUCCUCCUCGGCCUCCCAGGCAGGAACAGCCACGAAUGAAACGGGACUGGGACUGCCCCGGCUGCGGACAUCAUGUAUUUGGAAGACGUGACGCAUGUACCUCGUGUGGUACCCCGAGGCCUGACCCGCAGCCUUCGGAGACACGUACGCCGAGAGGGGAUUCUCAACGUAACGACAAGCUGCGCAGUCUUGGCCAGUCAAUUCUUGCCGACGCCCGCGAGGAGGAUCCAACUCGAGCUAGGGGGUCACGAAAGACACCAUUUGGUCAGACGAGUCAACAAGAGACACCAACCCGGGUAUCGCAGCGUGAAAACCGUGAGGCUCGUGGGCGAGACGAGACGAAAAAGGACCGAAAGGACGAAGAUACAAAAGAGAAAGAGAAAGAACUCGACAAGAAGGAUCAAUGGUCUUGGGAUAUGUCUGCGUUGGAUCAGCUGGAAGCUAUUGAAGCGCAACAAGCACCCGUUGACGUGCAGAAGAAGCCCAAAAAACGCGACGGACGGAAAGACCGUGGGACAUCGGAUGAGGGUGAUUUCGAUCCCGAGGACCGUAAACGUCGUCGCGAAGAUCGCAAGCGCCAGAAGAAAGCAAAGGAGGAGGUUACGGCUAUCCCCCUCCACCUUCCAGAGUUCAUCAGUGUCAGUAACUUGGCCGAUGUCAUCGGCGUACGACAGGCCGAGUUCGUGGCCCGCAUGGAAGACAUGGGCUUCGAGGACGUGACCUAUAACCACGUCUUGGAUGCGGAGACCGCUGGUUUGGUGGCCGCCGAGUUCAACUACGAAGCCAUCUUCGAUACUGGUGCUGAAGAUCUCGAGGCCGCGCCGGUGCCAGAAGACACAUCUGACCUGCCUCCUCGCCCACCGGUUGUAACGAUCAUGGGACACGUUGAUCACGGUAAAACUACUAUUUUGGACUGGCUGCGAAAGUCGUCUGUGGCAGCCACCGAGCAUGGUGGUAUCACCCAGCACAUUGGUGCCUUCUCAGUCGCCAUGCCCUCUGGCAAGACGAUUACUUUCUUGGACACCCCCGGUCAUUCUGCCUUCUUGGAAAUGCGCAAACGUGGUGCCGAUGUGACUGAUAUUGUCGUUCUCGUUGUGGCUGCGGAUGACAGUGUUAAGCCGCAGACCAUCGAGGCUAUCAAGCACGCCACGCAAGCCAACGUCCCUAUCAUCGUCGCGAUCAGCAAGAUCGACAAGGAAGGACGUAACCCUGAACGAGUGAAGCAAGAUCUGUCGGUUCAUGGCGUUCACGUUGAAGACUACGGUGGUGAUGUCCAGGCCAUUGGCGUCAGUGGUAAGACUGGCGAGGGCAUGAUCGAGCUUGAGGAAGCCAUCGGUGUCCUCUCGGAGAUGCAGGAUCACCGUGCUGACACGACCUGCAAUGCCGAGGGCUGGGUCAUCGAGGCGACCACCAAGAGCUACGGUCGUGUGGCAUCUGCUCUCAUCCGCCGGGGUACCCUCCGCCCUGGCGAUGUCAUUGUUGCUGGUCAGACUUGGGCUCGCGUGCGAACACUGCGUAACGAAGCUGGUCUGUCUAUCGAUGAAGCCACCCCCGGUAUGCCAGUCGAAAUUGACGGUUGGAGAGAUCAGCCGGUUGCUGGGACGGAGAUUCUGCAGGCUGCAACUGAGCAGAAGGCCAAGGACGUUGUGGCAUAUCGCCAGGAUCGGGCAGACACCCAGAAGCUGGGUGAAGAUAUGGUUGCCAUCAACGAGGCUCGACGAGAGCUUCUUGAGAAACGCAGACAGGAAGAUCAAGAUUCGGAGGAGGCUACCCCUGUCGUGACCUCCGGUCCGAAGGCCAUCAACUUCAUUAUCAAGGCCGAUGUGGACGGCUCCGCUGAAGCCGUCCUCAACUCAAUCGCCGCCGUUGGUAACAACGAAGUGUACGCGAACAUAUUGCGCUCCGGUGUUGGCCCCGUGACCGAGUUUGAUAUCGAACACGCCGCUAGUGCCAAGGGUAAAAUUAUCUCGUUCAACAUGCCUAUUGAGCCCAACAUGGCUCGACUAGCUGAACAGGAGUCCGUGAACAUUAUGGAUCACAACAUCAUCUACAAGCUCAUCGACGAUGUGAAGGACGUUUUAAGUGAGCAUCUCGCACCCACCGUUACUCAGCGUGUGACUGGUGAAGCCGAAGUUGGUCAGGUGUUUGAAAUCACCGUCAAGGGUCGCGACAAGACAUCUAUCGCUGGAUGUCGUGUGCGUAACGGUUUGAUCAACAAGACCAAGAAGGUCCGAGUCAUCCGUGGCAAUGAGACCGUCUACGAUGGAACCAUGACCUCGCUGAAGAACGUCAAAAAGGACGUCACUGAGAUGCGCAAGGACACCGAGUGCGGUAUCGCCUUCGAGGGCUGGACCGAAUUCGCAGUCGGCGAUCAUAUCCAGUGUUACGAAGAGAUCUUCGAAAAGCGUCAUCUGUGA
Molecule: messenger RNA, 2970 nt
Organism: Penicillium cataractarum
Lineage: Eukaryota; Fungi; Ascomycota; Eurotiomycetes; Eurotiales; Aspergillaceae
Product: translation initiation factor 2
Exons: 3
Coding region: 1-2970 (989 amino acids)
Biological process (GO): translational initiation
Molecular function (GO): translation initiation factor activity; metal ion binding; GTP binding
Source: RefSeq, a predicted model, not a curated record